Messenger RNA from Pyrenophora tritici-repentis Pt-1C-BFP, 1113 nucleotides. NCBI's taxonomy places the organism in Eukaryota, Fungi, Ascomycota, Dothideomycetes, Pleosporales, Pleosporaceae. The record is from RefSeq and is a predicted model, not a curated record.
AUGAGCGAGGAAAAUGCGGUGCCUACACACGUCCGCUCACCUUCUUGUGGAGACAAAGUCAUGACCAAGCGAGUGAAUAGGAAAAUGGAUAUUGCUCUCUUACCAUUUUUGUCUCUGUUGUAUCUCUUCAACGGGUUGGAUCGAUCCAACGUUGGAAAUGCUGAGACGCAAGCAUUUGGCAUCUUUCAUCUAAACGAGACAAGGUUGAAAAAUUGGCAGUAUCUAUUCAUCAUAGAGGGCGGUCUCACCAUUCUUGUUGCGCUCGUGGCUUGGUUCUGGCUACCACGAGGACCUGGAUCAGCAUGGUUUCUCAAUUCCGACGAGCAGAAAUUUGUUGUUCGGCGGAUUCGAAAAGAUAACAUCUCAUAUGUCACGCACGAGUAUGGCACUGAUGGCGUGGAGCGAGAUCGGCUCACAAAGAGGGACAUUGUGGAGACGGCCAAAGACUGGAAGCUGUUCUUCCUUCUGAUUUUCAACAUUUGCGCUAGUGUACCAAGUCAGGCAUUUUCAGUUUUUAUGCCCAUGGUUGUACAAGGACUGGGCUAUUCUUCGAUACAAGCAAAUCUGAUGUCAGUUCCCCCGUUCAUAUGUGGUGCUAUUGGCCUCUAUCUCUUCGCUCUCAGCUCUGACUACCGCAAAGAGCGUGGUUACCAUAUCAUCGUUGGCAUAUUCAUCUCCCUCAUUGGCCUCAUCAUUACUGUUACCACACUAUCUCAUGGCGCUCAAUACGCAGGUUUAUGCAUACUUCUGUUUGGAAGCUACAUCUCAGCACCUCUGACUCUAGCUUGGCUGAGCGGAAAUAACCCUGUCCCAGAGCCGGGCAAACGUUCCGUGGUAGUGGGCGUGAAUGGGUUCGGCAACUUCGCCGGUGUCAUCGGCAGCCAACUCUACAAGAAAAGAUACGCACCUAGAUAUCUCACGCCCUUCUAUGCUACAUUGGGUUUCGUGGUAGCGGCACUUGUGGGGUAUAUUGCCUACAAGUUCAUCCUCAAAGCAGUCAACGCUAAGAAGUUGCAAAUGGCGAGCGGAAAGACGGCAGAGCAGGCUGAAGCGGAGAGGUUGGAUGGGACGAGAUAUGCUGAUGCAAAGUGGACAUUUCUCUACGGCCUGUAG